Messenger RNA from Plasmodium gonderi, 660 nucleotides. RefSeq lists its product as hypothetical. The coding region runs from base 1 to 660 and encodes 219 amino acids. The record is from RefSeq and is a predicted model, not a curated record. NCBI's taxonomy places the organism in Eukaryota, Apicomplexa, Aconoidasida, Haemosporida, Plasmodiidae. The transcript is spliced from 9 exons.
AUGGAAUCGAAAGAAAAAAAAAAAUUUGAUUCUGCUAAGGAGGGAAAUUUAUCUGCGCAUGAGAAAUUUGAUCGGAUAAUAGAUGAAUACUAUUCAGACUUAAAAGAAAAUAGAAAGAAACAAAAAGAAGAAAUAAAUUUAAAAACGGGGGAUUACUUCUUUAAGUCAGUUCAGAGGGAUAAAUCAGACUACUCGAGACUGGAUGAAAAUGAUGAACCUCCACCUUUCACUGAUUUGGUUGAAAAUGAAGCAAAAAUUGGAACUGUGAAGAUCACAAAUCCUUUGCCAAAAGUUGAAAAAAGAGAUAAACUAAAAGAUGGUUACAUGCAAUGGCUGAAAACGGAAAAGCUGAUGAGACCCAACGAAAGAAGAUUAGAAUACGAGCAAAUGCAGCAAAAAUAUUUAGAAACAAUAAAAUUAUCAGAAGAUAUAAAGAGGGAUGUAAAACUUGCACGUGUUAUUAAAUCGCAUUAUCCUAGAGGAAUAGUUGGUGUCGAUUCUAUAUAUAAUGAAAACACUGUGCUGUACAAGGACAAAUAUAAAGAGCUUAAAAAUAAACAAGAAGUUAAGGAGAAAAAAAUGAAAGAACGGGGAGAAGCACUAGAAAAUCGCAACAAUAUUAAUGGGAACUUUCUAGCAUUCGAGACAGAUAAUAAAUAA